AUGCCUGGGGGCUACGGAGUGAUGGGGGACGAUGGGGCCAUGGACUACAGCGUCCACGAGGCCUGGAAUGAAGCUACCAACGUGUACCUGGUGGUGAUCCUUGUCAGCUUCGGGCUCUUCAUGUAUGCCAAGAGGAAUAAAAGGAAAAUUAUGAGGAUAUUCAGUCUGCCACCUCCAGCAGAAACUCUGUCAGAGCCCAACUUUUAUGACACAAUAAGCAAAAUUCGUUUAAGACAGCAACUAGAAAUGUACUCCAUUUCCAGGAAGUGUGACUACCAGCAGCCGCAGAGCCAGGCUGACAGUGUGCAGCUCUCGCUGGAAUGA
This is a messenger RNA of Rangifer tarandus platyrhynchus (Svalbard reindeer), 324 nucleotides long. Lineage: Eukaryota; Metazoa; Chordata; Mammalia; Artiodactyla; Cervidae. The record is from the annotation of a GenBank genome assembly.